This is a messenger RNA of Xylona heveae TC161, 2167 nucleotides long. RefSeq lists its product as hypothetical. NCBI's taxonomy places the organism in Eukaryota, Fungi, Ascomycota, Xylonomycetes, Xylonales, Xylonaceae. The transcript has 2 exons. The record is from RefSeq and is a predicted model, not a curated record. The coding region runs from base 106 to 1872 and encodes 588 amino acids. Gene Ontology annotation, molecular function: protein binding.
UGGUUGAUAUUGUCAUAUUAUUGUCCGAUUGUCUUAUUGUCGUAUUGUCCCUAUUGACACUCUUCUCUUCCAAAUCAAUUGAACUCGUUUUCUUAUUGAACAACAAUGGCCAAGAGAAAGAGAGAAGUCACUGAUGACGUCGUCAAAACCAAUAAGCAGCAGCCGCAACAGCAGCCAAGUAGUCCUGCUGUGAAAAAGUCAGCCUCUUCGCCGUCCUCGUCCUCGGCCUCGUCGUCCGCACCUAUUACGCUCCAAAUCAUUACCGGUUCCUACGAGCGCGUCCUACAUGGCAUUACCGCUACUAUUCCGCAGCUGUCCACCAAUGAGAAUACCACCGAAAACUCGUCGGCGUCCAGCGAAGUGAAAUUCUCCGAUACCUUCCUAUUCAGCGCUCAUGCGUCGGCCAUUCGAUGCAUUGCUCUCUCGCCCAUCACCACUUCGGACCCGUCGCAAAAGGUACUCCUAGCUAGCGGAGGCACAGAUGAGCGUAUCAACUUAUACCACCUGUCUGCGACUCCCCCGCCGUCAUCAAAGAAAGGCGCAGUCUCAAUCCCGACCCUCGCCGGCACCACCAUCACCGAAAACCCCAAGAACCGCGAACUCGGAUCGCUCAUGCACCACUCCUCGAGCAUCAGCGCGCUAUACUUUCCCAGUCGAUCCAAGCUUCUGUCCGCCGCCGAAGACAGCACCAUUGCCAUCUCACGCAGUCGCGAUUGGACCGUCCUAUCCACCAUCAAGGCGCCGGUGCCGAAACCCCAGGGCCGUCCUAGCGGAGAUACGGCCGGACCGGGAGAAAUACCCGCCGGCAUCAAUGACUUUUCCGUCCACCCGAGCAUGAAGCUCAUGGUCAGUGUGAGCAAGGGCGAGCGCUGCAUGCGGCUGUGGAACCUAGUGACGGGAAAGAAGGCAGGUGUGCUCAACUUCACGAGAGAAAUGCUGCAGGAAGCUGGAGAGGGGCGAUGGUCAAGUGGAGAGGGCCGAAAGGUCGAAUGGGAUGCCGCGGGCGAGGAAUUUGUUGUGUCAUUCGAGCGAGGCGCUAUUGUUUUUGGAAUGGACUCUAAACCCAAAGGCCGCAUCAUGCCGCAGCCGCCUUCGAAAAUUCACCAAAUCCGCUACGUCAGCACCGAAGGCGCAACCACUGAAGGUGAAAAAGCGGAAGACGAACAACCAAACAACAUUCUCGCCGUCUCCACCGAAGACGGCCGCAUCAUCUUCUACUCUACUUCGACGCUUCUCCCGCUCUCAGAAUCCGCUAAUACUACAACUACUACUGCUCCCUCUACUGCCAACAAACCCGCGCCCACGAUCCCGCUGUGCAAACCCCUCGCCCAACUCGGCGGCCGCGCAGCCGGCGUGUCGAGCCGCAUCAAGGACUUUGAAAUCCUCUCGCUCUCGCAAUCAAGCGAUGCGGGCGCAGGCGCCGCAGACACCCAAUUCCUCGUCGUCACAGCAAGCAGCACUGGCGCCGUGCAGCUCUGGUAUCUUCCCUUGAGCGACCUUGAUCCCGAACUUGAUAUCGGCGCCGACGCCUCAACCGAAGCAGAAGCCGAAGCUGAGUCCAAAUCAAAGUCCAAAUCCAAAAAGUCGAAAAAGUCAAAAACAUCAAAAGACGCCAAUGCUGAUGCCGAUGCCGAUGUCAACGAAUCGGAUAUCCGCGCCCCCACCACACCUAGCUCAACGACGACAGCGACACCAGCGUCGACGGGCAUCAAGCAAGUCGGUCAUCCUCUCGGCGUAUAUGACACCGGAAACCGCAUUACUUGCUUAAGAGCCUUUGUCAUGCUUGCCCCUCAGCCCGGGGCCCCCGACAAUGACGAGGAGUCUCUUGAGGCGAGUGAGGAUGAGAGCAGUGACGAUGAUGAUGAUGAGUAGGUGGUGGAUGUAAUAUGAGUCUGGCGAUUCGGCAUUCCUUUUGUUUUUCCUUCUUUUUUUUCUCCUACCAUUCAUUUUCGCUUUAUUUUCAUUCUCCAUGAUAUGUGUAUAUCUCUCCCGGUCCUUCUUUUCCCGAUUGUGUGCAUAUGUAUGGGUAUCUGCGUGUUGAAAACAAGGGAGUCUUGUGACUAGUAGCUAAAAGUACGGGCGGAACAAAAAGUUUGCAUCCAAUGCAUUAAAUACAGGUAGUUAUAUGGGCAUUUCCUUUUUUAUCUUUUAGUAUUUAGUAUUUGAU